UGAACUGCAUUGUGUGUAGAGGAAUAAGCAUUAGCUAUGCCGUCUGCAGUAGUCAGAUUGGUGGGUUUGUGUCAGAUCCCUAGUGUUCUUCCUACCUCGAAGAUCUCUGAGACUACAAAGUCAGUGCACAGUCUUUCAUGGCUAACAGCAGUAUAGUUUAACAACUUGACGACUGGGUGUUUCACCCAGUGACAUCAGAAAACGGGAGGAUAUUUGUACCUGAGGAACUAUUUGCAUUAUGUGAGGGGCAUACACGGCAUCCUCUGGACGGAUUUGGGGUGUGGAUGGAUGGUGUGACCCAUUGAAUUAGGGAAGGAAGGAGCAUCCAGUGACCUGAAGAGGCAUGCAGUGUCUGCCUGGUCAUGCUGGGGCCCUGCGGUGUAGACAUCUGUAGUGGCUCACUGGACAGAGCUGGAAACCAUAAAAAUGCUUAGAGGCUCUAGGUGAGGAGAGAGUGCACUUAAGCUGCCAGGGGCGGAGGGGCUUAUCUGACCAGAGGUAUCAUCAGGUUUGUAAACAAGAACAGGUUGCAGAAAAGUCUUCCAGGUGGACAUUCUUUCAUCUCCCUUUAUUGAAUGUGCUGGGUUCCAACAAGGCAACUUUGUGUGCUGCCAAAAGCUGUGGUGUAGGAGCUUUAAACAUACAAAAGGGUUCCAAAACUGUUAGACACAUUUGGCUAGUCUUCGAAGCUUUGUCUCAACUUUCCUGAAGUCCAGAUGAGAGAGCCAACGAUGGGUACUAAAAACCUUCUAGGCAUCCUCUUCCUGACCCUCCUGUUCAACCUCUGCCAAGCUGGGCUGGUCAGAAAAAUUAUUCGGCAUAAACGGGCAACACUGGCAGUCACCAACGGUGACAAUGUGACCCUCCCCAGCAUUGACCAGCCAGUGGUCUUCAAUCAUGUCUAUAACAUCAACGUCCCUGCCUCCCUGUGCUCAGUGGACCUGGAUGCCCCAGGAACCACCAGCCUUGAGUCCAAGGAUGCAUCUCUGCCGCCAGGCCUUAGCACCACCGAACAUACCUUUGAUGGGCAGAACCAGAUUGUUUUCACCCACCGAAUCAACAUUCCACAGCAGGCAUGUGCAUGCACUGAUGGAUACCCAGACAUUAAAGAUCUCCUGAGCAGGUUGGAGAUGCUGGAGGGAGAGGUGUCAACACUGAGGGAUCAGUGCACCACUGGAGACGCUGGCUGCUGCAACGUUCAGCCAGUCACAGGUGAGCUGGGGACCAAGCCUUACUGCAACGGCCGGGGCAACUACAGCACUGACACCUGCAGUUGUAUUUGUGAGCCUGGCUGGAAGGGAUCCAACUGCACCGAGUCAGAGUGCCACAAUGGAUGCCAGGACCAAGGCAGGUGCGUAAACGGGAAGUGUGUCUGCUUCCAGGGCUUCGGUGGGGACGACUGUUCACUUGAGGUUUGCAAACUGGACUGUGGUGAGAACGGACAAUGCUCUGGCGGGGUCUGCGUCUGUGCCAAGGGUUACACUGGAGAGGAUUGCUCUCAUAUGGACUGCCUGGACAACUGUCUGGGCCACGGAAUGUGUGUGGACGGGGAGUGUGUGUGCGAAGAGCCCUGGACGGGUUUCAGCUGCGCCGAACUCAUCUGCCCCAACGACUGCUACGAUCGAGGCCGCUGCGUUAAUGGAACCUGCUACUGUGAAGAAGGUUUUACCGGGCAGGACUGUGGGGAGAAAACCUGCCCCAGCGACUGCAUGGGUCACGGUUUCUGUCUGGAUGGCCAGUGCGUCUGCAGUGCGGGCUACACAGGGGGGGACUGCUCCGAGCUCACCUGCCCCAGUAACUGCAACAACAGAGGUGCCUGUUUCAAUGGCAUGUGUAUCUGUGAUGCUGGCUACCAAGGCGAGGACUGCAGCCAGUUUGCUUGCCCAAACAACUGCCACAACCAGGGACAGUGUGUCGGUGGACGGUGUGUCUGUGACGUGGGCCACCGAGGAGAGGACUGCUCUGAACUUUCCUGCCCCAACAGCUGCCUUGACCGGGGCCACUGCAACAACGGACAAUGUGUGUGCGAUGAAGGGUUCAGUGGGGAGGACUGCAGCAUCAAGACGUGCCCGUCAGAGUGCUACCGCCGCGGAGACUGCACGGACGGCCGGUGUGUAUGCUAUGCCGGCUUCACUGGCGCGGACUGCAGUGAGCUGAGUUGCCCCAACAACUGCCUGAACCGCGGACUCUGUGUUUACGGACAGUGCGUCUGCAAUGAGGGCUUCACAGGGGAGGACUGCGGGGAGAAGAGCUGUCCGAAUGACUGCCUGGGGAGGGGACACUGCACGGAUGGCAAAUGCGUCUGCCCGGACGGCUUCGCGGGCGAUGACUGCUCUGAACUCACAUGCCCUGACAACUGCAACAACAGGGGGCGCUGUGUUAAUGGAAGGUGUAUGUGCGAGGAGGGAUACGUGGGAGACAACUGUGCAGAGCUGAGCUGCCUCAACAAUUGCCAGAACAAGGGCCACUGUGUUCAUGGACAAUGUGUCUGUGAUGAAGGGUACAUUGGACAAGACUGCUCUGAAGUUUCCCCGCCAAAAGACCUGACUGUAAAAGAGGUCACCACAGAGACAGUGGAUCUGACCUGGAACAAUGACAUGCUGGUGACAGAGUAUCUGAUCACUUAUGUUCCCACUGGUACUGGAGGUCUGUAUCAGGAGUUCACUGUGCCCGGUGACAGGUAUGCUGCCACCAUUAGUGAGAUGGAGCCUGGCAUUGAGUAUCAGAUCAACGUCUAUGCCAUCCUCAACAACAAGAAGAGCAUCCCGAUUACUGCCAGGGUGGCAACACAUCUACCAGAGCCAGAAGGCUUGAAGUUCACAUCGGUGAGGGAGACCUCAGUAGAGGUUUUGUGGGAUCCACUGGACAUUCCCUUUGAUGGCUGGGAGCUCUACAUCCGGAACACAAAAGAGGACAAUGGGAAAAUCUUGGCCAGCCUUCCAUCCUCCCAAACAACGUAUGAGCAAUCAGGGCUUGGUCCUGGUCAGGAGUAUGAGGUUUCCUUGGGAAUUAUCAAGAACACUACCAAGGGUCCUCAGGCUUCUAAAAUCAUAACUACAAGGAUUGAUGGGCCCAGAAUGGUAGAGGUUCGUGAUAUCACAGACGUCUCAGGCUUGGUCACCUGGUUUCAUCCUGUGGCCAAAGUGGAUGGUGUGACCAUAACCUAUGGCCCUAGCUCCAACCCCACAGAGAGGACAACUGUGGACAUGUCCACCACAGACAAACAAUACAGCAUCGAAAACCUCCGUCCAGACACUGUGUACCAGGUGUCCCUCUACUCCAGGAGGGGAGACAUUACCAGUGACCCAGUCAAUGAGAUAUUCACAACAGACCUGGAUGCCCCCAAGGACCUGCAGCCGCUGGGCCAGACUGACGACAGCGUCACCCUGGAGUGGAAAAACAGUCAGGCAGACGUUAACAGCUAUAGAGUGAAGUACAAUCCCAUCUCUGGGGGUUCUCAUGGUGAGGAGGUAUUCCCCCGUGGAUCAGGAGACAACACUCAGGCAACAAUCACUGGGCUAAAGCCAGGUACCGAGUAUGGAAUUGGUGUAACUGCUGUUAAAAAUGAGAGAGAGAGCCUACCUGCCACCACAAAUGCAGCAACUGAUCUUGAUGGGCCCAAGGACUUUGAAGUUAGCGAGUCCACAGAGACCAGCAUGGUGCUGGUGUGGAGGAGACCCCGGGCCAAGUUCAAUGUCUACAGGCUGGUGUACGUCUCCAGGGAUGGUCGGAGGGAGGAGGUGGAGGUCCCAGCAAAAGCCACCACCCACACACUGACCAACCUGACCCCCGGCAUGCUUUACACUAUCACUCUGGUCACUGAGAGGGGCUCAAAAAAGAGCCAACCUGCCAACCUGUCUGCAUCCACAGCCUCUUUCACAUUUUACUUAGCAGACCUGGUCCCUGAGCUUACCACUCCUCUAGCCUCGGAGGACAAUGUCAUUAGUUUCGUAUCAUUAGAUGCCUCUGAUUCAGACCAGCAGAUCUCAGGGAUGGGGCUUAAGCUCAAGGAUGGGCUGAGAGAGCUGAACAUCUCCAAUGUAACAUCCGAAGGAUUUGAACUAUCAUGGAAAUCAAGCGCACAUUUUGCCUAUGAUAGUUAUGUUUUAGAAUGUAGAGAUACAUUGGGCUUAUGGGAUGUUAAAGAGGUCCAUCUCCACGGAGAUGCCACAGGUUCUAAAAUCCAAGGCCUGAGGGAAUCCACAAAGUAUCGUGUAAAGCUUUACGGAAUAAUCAAUAGCCAAAGAUCGACGCCGCUUGAAGCAGUUGCCAUUACAGCACCCAAGUCGACCACUCCCGAUGUAGGGUUACUAAGUGUCAAAAGUGCACUGACGACACAGUCUCCUGACACAGGAACUGUGCACCCGACAGUCCUUUCCCUGGGGCCCACACCUCUGUCCUCCAUGGUGGACCUGCCUUCUGAGGUAGAACCCGAACCAGAGUCCUCCAGCUCUAACCUGGAGACACAAGCGCACCUCAAUAUUACAGGUGUGAGUCCCACUAGCAUGAGGCUAGCUUGGUCCGUCCCAGAUAAAGCCUUUGAUAGCUUUUCUGUGGAGGUGGAUGCUCUGUCAGGGAUGGCCCAAGCUCAUGUGUCCACGGUACCAGGAAGUGCCAGAAAGGCCCAAAUAGAAGGCCUGUCCCCUGGGACACAAUAUAAGGUUUUAUUGUAUGGGAAGGUGAAGGGGGAGCAGUUACUGCCUCUACGUGCUUUUGCCAAAACAGAGGAGCUGAGGCCUGUGGUGGCCAACCUCACAGUCUCUGACGUGACAUGGGACAGCUUCAAUGUGUCCUGGACUCCCAAGGAUGGGAAAUUUGAGAGCUUUGUCAUUGAGGUGACAAACUCAGAGGGAGGUCAAGAAAACGAGAAUCUCACACUGUCCGGUGAUGCCUUCAGCCUUGGCAUUUCUGGCCUGAGUCCUAACACUUCAUAUAGGAUUGGCCUAUAUGGGCUCCACCAGGGCUCCUUCCAAGAGCCUGUGUAUACCCAAGUCACUACAGUGAGCGAGCCCGUGGUUGGCAAUCUGUAUGUAUCUAACGUAACGUCAGAGAGUUUCUCCAUCUCCUGGAAUGGCACAGAGGGAGAGUUUGACAUUUAUGUCCUGGAGAUAAUUGAUUCUGAAUGGCUGAGGGAGCCAGAGGAAUAUAACAUAUCCCAGAAUGUAAGGUUCCAUGAGAUCACAGGGCUAAGACCCAGCACUGACUAUAUAGUCUACCUCACUGGGAUGGUCAAGGGAUCCCGAACCCACGCUAUCAGUAUUGUAGCAUCAACAGCUGCGGAGCCUGAUUUGUCCAGGCUAGUUGUUUCAAAUGUUACCUCAGACAGGCUGUCACUGUCGUGGAAGACUGGCGAAAACAUUUUUGAUAAUUUUGUCGUAGAGGUCAGAGAGUCUGCUUUGCCCUCGCAGGCCAUGGGCCUCACCCUGCCCGGAGCGGCGCGCUCCACAGUUAUUACUGGGCUUAAAGGGAACACCACCUACGACAUCAAACUGUAUACCAGUACUGCUGGACAGAACACACAGCCCCUAUUUGCUGUAGCCACCACAGAGGCUGUCCCACAGUUGGGCUCAAUAGCUGUGUCUGAUUCUAGCCCUCACAACAUCACCCUGUCCUGGGGCACAGUGGCCGGUCACUUUGAUGGCUUUGUCAUUCGGGUUGGUGACCCUGAACAACUGUUUGAUACACUGGAGUUCACAGCGUCUGGAGAGGUCCGUAACAUUACUGUUACUGGCCUGGCGGACGAAACUGCCUAUAACAUUGAGCUGUACGGUAUUUCUCAUGGGCACCGCACCCCUUCUCUUUUAGCCCAUGCAGUAACAGCAUCAUUACCCAAAGUGGAAAACUUGACAAUUUCGAAGAUCACCCCAUUCAGCUUCCGUGUGUCCUGGGAGGCGAGUCAUCCUAAACAACAGGAAGGGGCUCCCUCUACUGGUGGCUUCAGCCACUUUCACAUAGUGGUGUCAGACUCAGGCUGGCUACUGGAGCCCCAGGAGUUCACUGUCCCUGGCAACCAGAGCUUCCUGGACAUCUGGGGCCUGAUCACUGGCAUAGGCUAUGUGGUCAAACUGACUGGAGUGUCCAGUUCUGGGCUGGCCUCCCGCACACUGACUACAGUGACUGUGACAGAGGCUGAGCCAGAAGUGGAGCACAUGUUCGUCUCCGACAUCACGUCAGACAGUUUCCGCCUGGCCUGGACAGCGGAUGAUGACAUGUUUGAUAGAUUUGUGAUUAAAAUUAGGGACUCCGCUAAGUUCGUGCAUCCACAAGAAUUUAACGUCCUCGGUAAUGAGCGCACCAAGGUUUUAAAGGGACUCACCGGAGGUACUGAGUACGAAAUUGAGCUGUACGGUGUUACAUUGGAACAGCGCUCCCAACCAAUUACCGCUGUUGCUCGAACAGGCCUGGGCGCUCCAAGGGGCAUCUACUUCUCUGAGGUGACAGAGUCCUCUGCGAUAGUCCACUGGACCAUGCCUCCUGCCAGAGUGGGCCGCUAUCGUAUCACGUAUGUGCCUCUCCAAGGUGCAGGUAUCCCAAUGACAGUGCUCGCAGAUGGGACUGAGACCCAGGCUUUACUGCCCAAUAUGUUGCCAGGAGUGACAUACCGGGUGACCCUCUUUGCUGCGAAGGGCCUGGAGGAGAGUGACCCAGCGACAGACACUAUAACCACAGCUCUGGACAAGCCUCAGGGUCUUUCUGCUGUCAACGUCACUGAGACAACCGCCCAACUGCUAUGGCAACCCAGUGUGUCUUUUGUCGAUGGCUACGUCAUCACCUACAGUGCAGAUUCAGCUCCCCCAGUGAUAAAACAUGUUUCUGGGGACACAGUGGAGAUUGAGAUGGGCUCCCUGGUCCCUGCCACCCACUACACAGUUGAAAUGUACGCCACAAAGGAGGCACUGAAGAGUGGCACCGCCACCACAGCAUUUACCACAGAUAUCGAUCCUCCCCGUGACCUGGAGGCCAGUAAUGUCCAGACAGACAGUGCCACUCUGACCUGGAAGCCCCCACAUGCCGCAAUCAUAGGAUACGUCCUCACAUUCAGCUCAGCCGAUGGCAUGGUCAGGGAAGUGGUCAUGAGCCCUACAGCCACAUCAUACAGCAUGACUCAGCUUAGUAGCUCUACUGAGUACAGUGUCAGUCUACAGGCCAUAUCUGGAGACAAACGGAGCAACCACAUCACCACUGUUUUUACCACCACUGGAGUGCUGUACAGAUUCCCUACGGACUGCGCGCAGAUUCUGCUCAAUGGAGACACCAUCACGGGCAUCUACACCAUCUUCUUGGCAGGAGAUGAGAGUUCCCCCAUCCAGGUCUAUUGUGACAUGACCACAGAUGGAGGAGGAUGGCUGGUGUUGCUGAGGCGCCAGAAUGGAAAUCUAGAGUUCUUCAGGAACUGGAAGAACUACACCAUUGGCUUUGGGGACAUGGAUAAUGAAUUCUGGCUCGGCCUGGCCAAUCUACACAAGAUAACGGCAGCAGACCAGUACGAGCUACGGGUCGACCUGAGUGACAAUGGGGAGUCGGCCUACGCUCAGUAUGAUAAGUUCACCAUUGCAGAGCCCCGCAGCCGCUACAAGAUGCACGUGGGCGGGUAUAGUGGCACAGCAGGUGAUUCUAUGACCUAUCACCAGGGCCGGCCCUUCUCCACUUAUGACAAUGACAAUGACAUUGCCGUCACCAACUGUGCCCUGUCAUAUAAGGGUGCCUUCUGGUACAAGAACUGCCACCGUGUCAACUUAAUGGGUCGAUAUGGUGACAAUAGUCACAGCAAGGGUAUUAAUUGGUUUCACUGGAAAGGGCAUGAGCACUCAAUCCAGUUUGCCGAGAUGAAGAUUAGACCUGUUAACUUCAGCAACUUUGAAAGCAGACGGAAAAGAUCAUAGACAUUUUUCUGCGCAACUACUGCACCCCCACCUGUCCCAUCUCCACCAUCCCCCACCUUUGUCAAACCUCCUGCCAAGACUUUCCAGCACAACAAUCCAGGGGAUUCUCUUCUCGACACUCCUUUGAGUCUAAUUCUUCAGUUCAAACCAGGAUCAUUGACCUUGCCAGCUACCUUUGAUAAACUACUAUAAAUAACAGUUUGUUUUCUAAUUGAUGUGUUUUUGGUUGUUGAGUUAAUAAGACCAUGCAGAUGUCAAGCAUAUCCAUCUAAUAUAGAAAACAAGUUAUAAAAAAAAUAUUUAGGCAAAUAGCAUGGCUAACCGGCUUGUUAAGAUACCCCUCAGGACAAUCAUUUUCCUGAGCGUGUUUUCAUCCAACUAGCUAUCAAUGUCAGGAUAGAUAUGUUUCACCAAAUAUAGAACAAUCUGAUCAGUGAAAAGAAUGGAGGGAUUUCUUUUCUAGUUACUUUUACAUGUUUUAUUGCAAAUAUGUUUGGUGGAGAUUUUUUAUUUGGUUUCAAUGGACAUUUUUGUGUGUUUGAUUUGUUUUAUGGUUUGUGUUAAUUGGAAAAUGUAUAUGCCAAAUAUACUGUAUGUCCAAAGAUAUUUUAAUAUGCCUGUUGAGAAUAAGGCACUUUGAUUAUGAAAUGUGAAGCAAGGAAAAUAAAUGUAAUUUACUUAGAUUUCUAGGAAAAUAUUAAAAAGAGUCCUACUCCAACUUUUCAUUUAGUAACUUGUCAGAGGCACAUUGUAAUAAUAACGUGGCUUGAUGCCAUAUAUCUCAGUCUUCCUGAAGACUUUGAGGAACAGGGGGAAAUAAAGCUAUGGGUGAACAGUG
Molecule: messenger RNA, 8721 nt
Organism: Esox lucius (northern pike)
Lineage: Eukaryota; Metazoa; Chordata; Actinopteri; Esociformes; Esocidae
Gene: tnca
Product: tenascin
Exons: 30
Coding region: 717-7883 (2388 amino acids)
Molecular function (GO): protein binding
Source: RefSeq, a predicted model, not a curated record